Molecule: messenger RNA, 1891 nt
Organism: Dermacentor andersoni
Lineage: Eukaryota; Metazoa; Arthropoda; Arachnida; Ixodida; Ixodidae
Molecular function (GO): calcium ion binding
Source: RefSeq, a predicted model, not a curated record
GUUUAUUUUUAUGGUUUUGUAUCUGAUCUGUUCACGAUUCUCAUAUGCCAUGCCUCAUUCCUUUCACUGCGUUUUUAGGACUAGAGUUUAAAUAUGAUAGCGAAGGACUUGCGCUCUCUUCACACUAAAACAGUGUUUUUUGUCUUCUAUACAUUCUGUCCCUUUCGUAGAUGCACUUGCAACUUGAUUUAAUCGUUGCUCUUGUGCUGUUGUUCUUUUUUUCAAGCUACUUUUUUCUCACGAUGGCCAUCACGUGCAUGCGGUAAGCACCGAUCCACGUCCACCAGACGAGAGACCUUCCCUUGGUUUGCAGCGUAACUGGAUGAGCCAUGUCACCUCGCCAUCUUUGUGUCCUGGUUUUCAUUAUACUUUUGGCGGGAGCACAAGGCUUUUCCUUUGGCUGGCAGAAGGACGCGGACUCGGCUGAGGACCCCUUGAUCGAGGAAGAAGAUGAGGAAAUACGCGCUGAGGACAAGCUAGAAGGGAUGCCUCCAUGGUACUCCAGCAAGGGCUAUCCCUACGACUACGGAAUGGGCGAGGAGAUAGGAAACAUGUUCGGCCCUCACAACGAGGACCUCUUCAAAGACAAGGACUACGUUUUUGAAGAACCCCAGAAGACUUUCGAGGAGAUCUACGAAGAAGUUUUCAGGUUUCACGACGUUGACAAAGACGAUGUCCUCACGCCAGAGGAAGUGCGACGGGCGCUGAUCCACUCAAAAGUCGACAUUGUGGACGCCGCGGGAAAUGAUCUAGUGGAGGACGCCCUUGCAUACGACGACAAAGACAAGGAUGGAACGCUGUCGCUCGAGGAGUUCCUGCUUUCGCAGAAGACGAACUUGAGCGGCCUCAGGAGCCUCGGGUCUCUGGAGCUAUGACGCGUCACUGGUCACGGGAGUCGCCGAACUAAACUUCGGGUCGACAUCACAAAUUUUAAGGUUUACAGCAUUUUAAAUCCUGUUAAUGACUAAAAUACCGCGCACCGAUCUUGGCGUUAGACGCUUUCGAGUGAAGACACGCCCAUUCAUUCUAAAGAGCUGGUGACAGCUGUUGUUCACCCUGUAAUUCCCAAGUCCUACAUCAAGAACAAAGAUUUAAAAAAAAUAAUGUUGAGAUUUAUUUCUGGCCAUGCAGUGUACAUACAGGGUUGGUUUUUUGUUUGUUUUUAGGCCAUGCAGAAUUUUAAACAUUGCCUAUAGCAGGUGGCGUAAUUGUAGUCUUUGAGCUGAAUUACUAGCACAAUAAAUUAUAGCACGAGACGUUACUUGCACGGGCCGACAUUACUAGUACGAGAAAUCGAAACGCAUAAUCGAAUAAUUACCAAAAAUUCGCUAAUUAACUUUAAAUCCAUUACUUUACGGCAACUAAAAUUUACGGAUUACAGCAGAUGAGCUUGCGAGGCUUAUACACUUGUAAUAGCUCUGUAAGGAUCGCACGGGUUUCGAUAUAUGGGCCGUUAAACUUGAGGUAAAAUGCACUAUUGCUCCACUUUUUUUCACAAACCGCCAUUUUAAGCACUGAAGCACAAAAUUAAUUGGAACGCCCAUGUAUUUCGUUGGGCCUUUGGGUAUGAAUAUCUAGAAACCAGUGCCACCCUGAAAUCUUAAAUAUGCCUUGCGAAGUCGCCGGAUAGAAUUCGUAAAUUGCAAUAUAGACCGUAAAAUACUUCAUUGAAAGUUAAUUAUUGAUUUUCCCUUAAUAACCUAUUAUAAAUUUUGAUUUCUCGUUGAAAUAGUGCCUGCCUCUUUGACUAAUCCAUCUCGAUCACUAGAAUUAAGUUAUCUUCCAUAGGUCAUAUUAACGACAAGAAAGAGGGUGAACCGAGGGCCCGAUUUUAAUUAUUCAUAUCAUAAGAAGCCAACAGACAAAGACACCAAGGACAACACAAGAUAAA